This is a messenger RNA of Mobula hypostoma (lesser devil ray), 1605 nucleotides long. RefSeq names its product arylacetamide deacetylase-like 4 (gene aadacl4). The record is from RefSeq and is a predicted model, not a curated record. The transcript is spliced from 4 exons. Lineage: Eukaryota; Metazoa; Chordata; Chondrichthyes; Myliobatiformes; Myliobatidae. Gene Ontology annotation, molecular function: carboxylic ester hydrolase activity; lipase activity. Gene Ontology annotation, cellular component: membrane. The coding region runs from base 154 to 1404 and encodes 416 amino acids.
UCUCCAUUCCAGCGAGGUCACUCCCUUCUGCAAGUGACGGGACGGCACCAAGGUCACCGAGCAGUGCGGAGCGUGAGUGCUGGACGAGGUGCUUCUCUCUCCGGAAGCUCCCGGGCCUGCCUCUAGCUUUCCAGUGCUUGCAGACAGCUCCUCAUGGAUCUGAUACUUUGGAUACUGACGAUGGGCCUGGCUCUUGUGGUUGGCCUGUUUGUGCUGCUGGUUUCUGGGGUCAUUUACACCGUUUUCACAGACUCUGUUCUGCCCGCGGACAUCCAGGGGCCAGGCAAACUCAGACUCAUCCACGGAGCACAGGUGGCUAUCGGCACUCUGGGAAACAUCAUCCAGAACCUGGGCUUCGGAACUCAGAUCUCGGCUGUCCGAUACCUGCGCAGAAAGUUACUCAUGAUAUCGCUGAAGGAAGAGGCUGGGCUGGUUAUCCAGGAUGUGCACUUUGAUGGCGUACCCGUGAGGGUUUAUCAACCACCAUUGGCAGACACCGGCAAGAGUCAAGGGGUCCUGUAUUUUCACGGAGGAGGAUGGGUGUUUGGCAGUAUAAAUGAUUACGACCGCCUGUGCCGAUAUAUUGCCAGGGAAACGGGCUCAGUCGUGGUUUCUGUGGAGUACCGGCUUGCACCCGAGCACAGGUACCCCACCCAGUUUGAAGACUGCCUAAAGGCCACACUGCACUUCAUGAAGAAUGCAGCAGACUACGGCGUGGACGACUCCAGGAUCGUUGUGAGCGGGGACAGUGCUGGCGGCAACCUAACAGCAGCCAUUUGCCUGAGAGUCACUGAGAUGGAGGGGACCGCAGGGCUGCCACGUCUCCGAGCCCAGGUCAUGAUCUACCCUGCCCUCCAAAUGGUCGACUUCAGCCUCCCCUCUUACCAGCAAAAUCAGUCGGUGCCACUCCUGUUCCGAACACGUAUGAUCUUCUUCUACCUGCACUACCUGAACGGGGACUUGUCAGUGGCAGAGGAAGUGUUGAAGGGCCAGCAUCUGUCUGUGCAGCUCAAAACCAAGUACAGGAGUUGGAUAAGUGCGGAUCUGAUCCCCGACGAUUUUAAAGCCAGAGGUUACAGUCCCAGCCCUCUGCUACCACAUGAGGAAGAUGUCUUUAACCUUAUUCAACCCAGCUUGGAGCCAACCUUCUCCCCUCUUCUCGCCAGUGACGCUGCCAUCAAGAAGUUGCCACCAGCAUACAUUCUGACGUGUGAGUUUGAUGUGCUUCGGGAUGAUGGACUGCUGUUCAAAAAGAGGCUGGAAGAUAAUGGUGUUCCUGUCACCUGGCACCAUGUUCCAGAUGGUUUCCACGGGAUAGUCAGCUUCUUUGAUAACGGCUACCUGACGUUCCCAUCUGGAAAACGAGCUGUUGAUAACAUUAUCGCCUUCCUCAAGGACAUAUAAUGCAUCUUCAGUAAAAUGUAUUUUUAAUCUUUUUCCUUUGUAUAGCUAUAUCUGUGGUGUAAAAUUAAUGUGUGACGUAUUUUUUCAGAGUCAACCUCUGGUACAUGUACUGUGGUAGUUGUAAUGAUCUCCGUGCAAAGACUUCAUUAGCCAGAAACAUAAAGAUGUGUGCUUGGUCAAAUUGCUGGAUUCUGUGGGUCG